Messenger RNA from Gigantopelta aegis, 2313 nucleotides. RefSeq lists its product as uncharacterized. The coding region runs from base 1 to 2313 and encodes 770 amino acids. The transcript has a single exon. Lineage: Eukaryota; Metazoa; Mollusca; Gastropoda; Neomphalida; Peltospiridae. The record is from RefSeq and is a predicted model, not a curated record.
AUGAGGGACCAUGCCAGCACCAGCACCACCGGUGUGAUGUUAACGAAUGGUUCUGUGAUGGAGAAUGACAGCACCGGUGUGAUGUUAACGAAUGGUUCUGUGAGGGAGAAUGACAGCACCGGUGUGAUGUUAACGAAUGGUUCUGUGAGGGAAUAUGACAGCACCGGUGUGAUGUUAACGAAUGGUUCUGUGAGGGAAUAUGACAGCACCGGUGUGAUGUUAACGAAAUGUUCUGUGAGGGAGAAUGACAGCACCGGUGUGAUGUUAACGAAUGGUUCUGUGAGGGAGAAUGACAGCACCGGUGCGAUGUUAACGAAUGGUUCUGUGAGGGACAAUGACAGCACCGGUGUGAUGUUAACGAAUGGUUCUGUGAGGGAAUAUGACAGCACCGGUGUGAUGUUAACGAAUGGUUCUGUGAGGGAAUAUGACAGCACCGGUGUGAUGUUAACGAAUGGUUCUGUGAGGGAGAAUGACAACACCGGUGUGAUGUUAACGAAUGGUUCUGUGAGGGAGAAUGACAGCACCGGUGUGAUGUUAACGAAUGGUUCUGUGAGGGAAUAUGACAGCACCGGUGUGAUGUUAACGAAUGGUUCUGUGAGGGAGAAUGACAGCACCGGUGUGAUGUUAACGAAUGGUUCUGUGAGGGAGAAUGACAGCACCGGUGUGAUGUUAACGAAUGGUUCUGUGAGGGAAUAUGACAGCACCGGUGUGAUGUUAACGAAUGGUUCUGUGAGGGAGAAUGACAGCACCGGUGUGAUGUUAACGAAUGGUUCUGUGAGGGAGAAUGACAGCACCGGUGUGAUGUUAACGAAUGGUUCUGUGAGGGAGAAUGACAGCACCGGUGUGAUGUUAACGAAUGGUUCUGUGAGGGAGAAUGACAGCACCGGUGUGAUGUUAACGAAUGGUUCUGUGAGGGAGAAUGACAGCACCGGUGUGAUGUUAACGAAUGGUUCUGUGAGGGAGAAUGACAGCACCGGUGUGAUGUUAACGAAUGGUUCUGUGAGGGAGAAUGACAGCACCGGUGUGAUGUUAACGAAUGGUUCUGUGAGGGAGAAUGACAGCACCAUCGUGAUCUUAACGAAUGGUUCUGUGAGGGAGAAUGACAGCACCGGUGUGAUGUUAACGAAUGGUUAUGUGAGGGAGAAUGGCAUCACCGGUGUGAUGUUAACGAAUGGUUCUGUGAGGGACCAUGGCAGCACCGGUGUGAUGUUAACGAAUGGUUCUGUGAGGGAGAGUGACAGCACUAGCGUGAUGUUAACGAAUGGUUCUGUGAGGGAGAAUGACAACACCGGUGUGAUGUUAACGAAUGGUUCUGUGAUGGAGAAUGACAGCACCGGUGUGAUGUUAACGAAUGGUUCUGUGAGGGAGAAUGACAGCACCGGUGUGAUGUUAACGAAUGGUUCUGUGAGGGACCAUGACAGCACCGGUGUGAUGUUAACGAAUGGUUAUGUGAGGGAGAAUGACAGCACCGGUGUGAUGUUAACGAAUGGUUCUGUGAGGGAGAAUGACAGCACCGGUGUGAUGUUAACGAAUGGUUAUGUGAGGGAGAAUGACAGCACCGGUGUGAUGUUAACGAAUGGUUAUGUGAGGGAGAAUGACAGCACCGGUGUGAUGUUAACGAAUGGUUCUGCGAGCGACCAUGGCAGCACCGGUGUGAUGUUAACGAAUGGUUCUGUGAGGGACCAUGGCAGCACCGGUGUGAUGUUAACGAAUGGUUCUGUGAGGGAGAAUGACAGCACCGGUGUGAUGUUAACGAAUGGUUCUGUGAGGGAGAAUGACAACACCGGUGUGAUGUUAACGAAUGGUUAUGUGAGGGAGAAUGGCAUCACCGGUGUGAUGUUAACGAAUGGUUAUGUGAGGGAGAAUGGCAUCACCGGUGUGAUGUUAACGAAUGGUUAUGUGAGGGAGAAUGACAGCACCGGUGUGAUGUUAACGAAUGGUUCUGUGAGGGAGAAUGACAGCACCGGUGUGAUGUUAACGAAUGGUUAUGUGAGGGAGAAUGACAGCACCGGUGUGAUGUUAACGAAUGGUUCUGCGAGCGACCAUGGCAGCACCGGUGUGAUGUUAACGAAUGGUUCUGUGAGGGACCAUGGCAGCACCGGUGUGAUGUUAACGAAUGGUUCUGUGAGGGAGAGUGACAGCACCAGCGUGAUGUUAACGAAUGGUUCUGUGAGGCAGAAUGACAGCACCAGCGUGGUGUUAACUAAUGGUUCUACGAGGGAGUAUAGCAGCACCAGCGUGAUGUUUACGAAUAGUUCUGUAAGGGAGCGUGACAACACCAGCGUGAUGUUAAUGAAUGAUUCUGUAAGUUGA